GUGCCGAGAACGUGCCCAGAAGGCACUUGUGGAAACUCAGUCGACCGCCGACCGAGUGGGAGGGACGACACCCACCACCAGCCCGACGAUCACAACCUCGUCUCGAAACGCUCGAUAUGUCGUCUCUGUUGAGCCCCGGCUCUGAUGCUGAGGCCGAGUUCAAUCUCUCAGAGGAUCUGGUCACAUCGCCAGAACACAAACCCAAAGCCACGAAAUCCGUCGACUUCGAUGGUCUGCUGACGCCUCCUCUCUUCCUCCACGAGGACCUGGCAAAAGGCAAUGGCGGCCAGGCUUGGCCAGCUGGUAUGAUCCUGACCAAGUACAUCUUGCGGAGAAAGCAGGACGCCAUACGGACUGCAUCGUCAAUCGUCGAAUUGGGUGCCGGCGGCGGACUAGUUGGGUUGGCUGUCGCCGCAGGCUGUCGAUCAAAUGCUGUCAUCCACAUCACCGACAUGAGCACGAUGUACGACCUAAUGCAGCAGAAUAUCGCGCUCAAUGCCCUAGGUGAUCGAGUGACGGCCGCCGUCUACGACUGGGGAGGCGCGACUCCGGAGGGCAUUCCACAGCAUCCAGAUGUCGUGCUCGCUGCCGAUUGCGUGUACUUUGAACCCGCAUUUCCGUUGCUCCAGCAGACGUUGCAGGACCUGAUCGGCCCAAACACAGUGUGCUACUUCUGUUUCAAGAGGAGACGAAGGGCCGACAUGCACUUCCUGAAAGCGGUGAAGAAACAAUUCCUGGUCGAAGACGUGUUGGAUGACCCUGACCAGCAGAGCUAUGCUCGAGAGAACAUCUUCCUCUGCACGAUUCGCAGGAAGGCCGGUCGGUGAAGGCCAACACACUCACGUGGAUGAUCCCAAGAAACAUCCCAGCUGCUGACGGAACUCGCUGCCUACGCCGCCGAUGAACGGGCAGACGGAGCGACGACACCACGCGUCCGACACUGCACAGUGACAUUGCGCGAGGACGAAGUUUUGCGCGAAAGGCCGACUGUCACAAUUGAUGUCUUGCCACGCUUAAAAAACAGCGUCGAAAACGUCACAGGAACGGCUCAUGGCACUGCAAAGUUCAUCCUCAUGGUCACACGCGGCGUUCGGCCGUCCCUGAUCUUCAUUCCUGCGAACGUCAUGUUCUUAAAGGCAUUGUCCACGCGUUGCUAGUCAGUCUACGUGCCGUGAGCCGCGGACAAAGAGGAUGAUUAUGGCAGCAAAUGUAGUCGCAUCAAUAGAACGUAUAGAAAAUUCCACUAGAUCGCGAGAUCAAUGCAACACAUUGAGGC
Cercospora beticola is the source of this 1276-nucleotide messenger RNA. RefSeq lists its product as uncharacterized. Gene Ontology annotation, molecular function: protein-lysine N-methyltransferase activity. Gene Ontology annotation, biological process: peptidyl-lysine methylation. Gene Ontology annotation, cellular component: cytosol; cytoplasm. NCBI's taxonomy places the organism in Eukaryota, Fungi, Ascomycota, Dothideomycetes, Mycosphaerellales, Mycosphaerellaceae. The record is from RefSeq and is a predicted model, not a curated record.